Messenger RNA from Penicillium cinerascens, 1236 nucleotides. Its product is annotated as putative DNA 3'-phosphatase Tpp1. NCBI's taxonomy places the organism in Eukaryota, Fungi, Ascomycota, Eurotiomycetes, Eurotiales, Aspergillaceae. Gene Ontology annotation, biological process: DNA repair. The record is from RefSeq and is a predicted model, not a curated record. The coding region runs from base 1 to 1236 and encodes 411 amino acids. Gene Ontology annotation, molecular function: ATP-dependent polydeoxyribonucleotide 5'-hydroxyl-kinase activity; polynucleotide 3'-phosphatase activity; double-stranded DNA binding. The transcript has 9 exons.
AUGAACAAGAAGGCAGCCGCUAAUUUCUUCAUUCCCACCUCACAAAAAAAGUCGGAGCCGAUCAAAUGGCGAAUCCUGGGAACAAGCCUGGUCAUUGGGAAGUUCACACCGGAGAACCACACCCAAACCCUGUCUGAAAAGGAUAGAAAGGUCGCUGCAUUCGAUCUGGAUUCAACCUUGAUCAAGACCAAAUCCGGCAACACAUUUCCCCGAUCAGCGACGGAUUGGCAAUGGUGGGACUCGAUAGUUCCAGGCCGGUUACGAGAGCUCAGCUCCGAUGGUUUCCAAGUGGUUGUCUUUUCCAACCAGAAGAAGAUCAGCAUUCAAAAAGAGAUAAAAGCCGGCAGUGGGGACUCGAAGAGCCUCGCCAUAUUUAAAGAAAAGUUGACAGCUAUGAUGACGGAACUACAAGUUCCGAUCAGCGUAUACGCGGCGACGACUAAUGCCGAGUAUCGAAAACCUCGUUUAGGAAUGUGGAAAGAGUUCCAAGACGAUUACGAUCUUGAUGUGGCCGGGGUGGAUAUGAAGGAAUCCUUCUUUGUUGGUGAUGCUGCUGGGCGGCCAGGCGACCAUUCUGCUGCAGAUCUCGGAUUUGCCUCCAACGCCGAUUUGAAGUUCAGCACGCCGGAAGAGUUCUUCCUCGGUCAGCCCUCGGGUCAGCCCUCGGGUCAGUUGAACGGCGUUUUCAAUCCAAAAUCCUACAUUGAGACGAAUGUGAAGGAAACCUCUGUCAAAUUUGCUCGCAAACAUCCCCUGGAGCUUGUCAUAUUUUGCGGUAGCCCAGGGUCUGGAAAGUCGACCUACUACUGGAAUAACUUGGAGCCACUGGGAUAUGAACGUGUCAAUCAAGAUAUCUUAAAAACCCGCCCAAAAUGCUUAAAGGUCGCCCGGGAACACCUCGAGGCGAAGAAGUCUGUAGCAGUCGAUAACACCAAUGCAAACAUUGAGACUCGAGAAUACUGGAUUGCGCUAGCGAAGGAGUUGAGUGUUCCGAUUCGCUGUGUUUAUUUCUUCUCUACUCCCGAAUUAUGCCGGCAUAAUAACGCCGUGCGGGCGUCAAACAGGGAAUUGAACCCGGAAUUGAGAGCAUCUCUCCCGGGCAUCGCAUUCGGUGACUUUGGACGCCGCUUCCAAGAACCCACUCUCGCCGAGGGCUUCGAGGACAUUAUCCCCGUGAAGUUCCAGUUUCAGGGCGAUGAAGCGGCCCGAAAGCUCUGGGGGCAGUUUUGGAUUUGA